Messenger RNA from Galendromus occidentalis (western predatory mite), 492 nucleotides. RefSeq lists its product as uncharacterized. The transcript is spliced from 3 exons. The record is from RefSeq and is a predicted model, not a curated record. NCBI's taxonomy places the organism in Eukaryota, Metazoa, Arthropoda, Arachnida, Mesostigmata, Phytoseiidae. Bases 9 to 440 code for a protein of 143 amino acids.
UCUAUCACAUGGGGGACAUCAGCGAAAUCCAUCUCGACCACAACACAUUCGGCAGAAUUGCGGAGAAGGGAUUGGACUUCCAUUCAAAGGCUGGUAUGAGAUCGUUCAGUGUUCUGAACAACAGAUUCAGCUGCGAUUGCUAUCAUAACUGGCUUUGGCGGUACGGAGCCGACGAUUCCGGGUCGGCUUCCCAAUAUGAGAGCUUCCUCCACUCGUCCAAGUGCGAUGCUCCCUCCUACUUCGCAGGUCUAAGGCUGUCCGAGGUCGUACCUCUAAUCGUCAGGGACAAAUGUAUUCGCAUAGAGCCGAUACACAAGGGCGAGUGCUGCGGUAUCGGCGGCGAGUCUCCCGUGGUCUUCGUGUCUUCGGGAGCGUCUGGAGGAUUCUUGCGCACGGUGCUCAUGGCGUUCUUACCUGUUCUCGUGAGCCUUAUCUCGUGAAAACAUUAGGAAAGACGACGAGCGCGGAAGGCGUAUCGCGAGUGUCGAAACA